Molecule: messenger RNA, 1864 nt
Organism: Stereum hirsutum FP-91666 SS1
Lineage: Eukaryota; Fungi; Basidiomycota; Agaricomycetes; Russulales; Stereaceae
Exons: 2
Coding region: 1-1473 (490 amino acids)
Cellular component (GO): RNA polymerase II transcription regulator complex
Molecular function (GO): DNA-binding transcription activator activity, RNA polymerase II-specific; transcription cis-regulatory region binding
Source: RefSeq, a predicted model, not a curated record
AUGGCCCCUUCACACCAGCCCGCCAAUGGCUCACCCCCCAAGGACGACGCUGCUGCUCGUCUCUCCGAUGCUGCUAUGCGCAAGAAAAAGAAUGCAGACGCACAGGCAGCCUUCAGAGCCCGACGCGCUAACUAUAUCGCUACCCUUGAGGAAACAGUAACGAAUCUCGAGGCCGUUGUCCUCCAACUACAAGACUCCUGUCGAGAAGCUCGCUCAGAGGUCUCUGACCUCCGUCAAGAGAACUCCCGUCUCAAACAUGCUGGUCGAGAGCGCGAAAAGUUCUGGCGAGCGUUGUGGCAGACCCGCAAGGGCCCCGAAUCGCAGCUGGAGGAAUUUCCCCCUCUCCCAGCAUGUUUCGGUCCAAUGCAUCCUCAGACCACCGCCGUCAAUUCCCACCUAGGUCCUUAUAGCGAAGACGAACUUCCUUACACGAACGGCGAAUCCUCAUCUCUAACCCAUACUCCAUACGCUCGCGCCUCCAACGAUUAUACCACUCGUUCUCCUUCCAUUUCCUAUGCACACGCUGACGGCGACAUCUCCUCGACUAACGGUCGUUCUAUGUCCAUGAACGCGCAACAACAGGCCACAAAAUACGGUUAUCAGUCAUAUGCUAUGCAAAGCGCAGCCCGUGACAAUUCAUGGCCUCAAGCAGUCGCGCACAACUCGUCGUCUGGCGCUGACUCCGGUCGCCCAGACAGUAGUGGCUCCGUCGACUCUCCCCAUUUUGUCGAAUCCCCCACCAUCACUUCCACCGCAGAUGUGACUUACGCGUCAAGAUACCCAGUCGUCGAUGAGCAGAAGGUGUCGGUCAUGGAGAACGCGCCGUAUGCCUUCACAGCCAGUCGUUCCCUUUCCCCUUCCUCUUCCACCCAGACCACGGCCGCUACAACCCAUAUACCUUCGACAUUUCAAUUUGGGACGUUCGGUGACGGUACGGGUGCCACAGACCAGCGCGCCGACUUUGACUACCGUCGACAGUCAGUCGGUCAUUCGGCGGAGGUCACCCUACACGGCGGGAUCGCUGACAUCUCAUCAAUCGCGGCCCCUCACGGAGGCGAGGCUCUUCGGUAUAGACUAGGAGCUAGUGCCAAUGGCGCCCGUCGCUCCGUGUCAGGUGCAGACAGAGCGGUCUUUCCCUCCCUCCCGCAAUUUACCGGUCACGAUCUCGUCAGCGGCCCAAGCGAGGCAGAGGCUUCGUACGCGGCCGCGCGCGGACGUUCCCGACGAUCUUCUCGUCAGUCGCGCUCGCCGUCUCCUGGCACGCCCCCUAUGUCGGGAACUCUGGCGGUGAUAAAAGCACAAGCAUUCGGUGCUCUUCGUCGAACACGGACACGGAACAAGAAGGGCGCUGAUGGUGCGGCGAAGGUGGCGAUUGAGGCGUUGGAGGCGAGGGGUAUUGGCAUGGGCGUUUCUACCGGUUCAAAACGCCCACGUUCGAUGAUUGAGGAUGAAGACGAAGAUGACGGGCAUUAAUUAGGUUAGUGUAUUUUGGAAAGCUUUGAUUUGGUUCGCUACGUCUGCAAUUUUGCCUGUUAGGGGCUCUAUCGCAUGACGGACUGUUUAACGAGGAUGGCCUUAGAGGGCGUGAUCAGUACUAUGCACCGCCUACAUGACUUCUCUCUGUAUUGUAUAUACGACCCUUGCUUUCUGUCAGUAACUUAACACUGCUUACUGUAUAUGGCUGUUUUUACCUGUAUUUCACUCUCGUGGAGGACAUGUACAUCGAGUCGGCUUCAGUUCUUCACACUACGGAUUUCAGGACACUUAUGCUUCAUAUUUACAGCGCUUUCUGAGCUGGCCCUCUCUCCUUCGGAUACUUCAAAGGUGUACAACCUUAAAAUUUACAAAGGAACGUUGAAGUACA